Stegostoma tigrinum is the source of this 7847-nucleotide messenger RNA. RefSeq names its product max interactor 1, dimerization protein (gene mxi1). NCBI's taxonomy places the organism in Eukaryota, Metazoa, Chordata, Chondrichthyes, Orectolobiformes, Stegostomatidae. Gene Ontology annotation, biological process: regulation of transcription by RNA polymerase II. The transcript is spliced from 6 exons. The record is from RefSeq and is a predicted model, not a curated record. Bases 197 to 841 code for a protein of 214 amino acids. Gene Ontology annotation, molecular function: DNA-binding transcription factor activity, RNA polymerase II-specific; RNA polymerase II cis-regulatory region sequence-specific DNA binding; protein dimerization activity.
UUGGACUGAGAGAGUGAGGAGGGUCGGCUGCUUGCAGAUCGCUCGUUUUUCCUCACCCCCCCCUUUUUACCUUUCAUUUUUUAUUUUUAAAACAUUUUUUAAAAAAAUACUAAUUCCAUCCCUUUUACUUUUUAAUUUUUUUAUACCUUAUGUAUAUAUAAUAAUUAUAUAUACACGACCAAAUACAAAUAAAAUAAUGAACUCAGUGCAAUCAAUCAACAUCCAGAGACUGUUAGAAGCAGCUGAGUAUAUAGAGAGGAGAGAUCGAGAAGCUGAGCACGGAUAUGCAUCGACGUUACCCCGCAAUGUCGAGCCAGGGACGAGGAAGAAAAUGAAAACCAAAAAGAAUUCGAGCAAUAGAUCUACACACAAUGAAUUAGAAAAGAACCGACGAGCACACCUUCGUCUCUGUUUAGAGCGAUUGAAGGAACUUAUACCACUGGGAUCAGAGUGUACCAGACACACUACUCUUGGUUUACUCAACAAAGCCAAAGCACACAUUAAGAAACUUGAAGAGCUGGAUAGGAAGUCACUGUACCAGAUUGAACAUCUGGAAAGGGAACAUCGUUUUUUAAAGAGGAGACUAGAACAGCUACAGGGUCUGCCAGAAAAUGAACGAAUACGAAUGGAUAGCAUAGGGUCCACUGUCUUCUCUGAUCAUUCAGAUUCAGAACGAGAAGAGAUUGAGGUGGAUGUUGAGAGCACAGAGUUCUCCCAUGGAGACAUGGACGAUAUUAGCACUUCCAGCAUCAGCGACCUUGACGACCACAGCAGCCUCCAAAGUGUUGGUAGUGAUGAAGGCUACUCCAGCUGCAGCAUAAAGCUGUCCUCGUCAAUUUAAAGAGGACAACUGUGAAGCUACCUGCAAAUAUGUUUGAGGGAUCACAAUAUGACUGGCUACUUCAGCUUUGGACUUUGUGGAAAAACAAUAGGUUAAGGGCAUGCACUUGUACUACAAUACUUUAUGCACAAGGCACUCACCUAGUACUGACCUACAUUGCAUUGUUUUGAGGAAAUAGCACAUAGUGCAUAGCAUUGUGGGUACAAAGCAUGACCACUAUUCAGAUUGUUUCUUUGUGUAUUCGCAGAUAAUCCAUUAGUGUCAAUGUAGUUGGAAGAUACAAGCCUUUUUUUAAAAAAAUGCACUUUUAAGCUGAAGAGCAUCUUGUUGUGUAGCCCUGAGUUCUGAUGUGAUUUGAACAAUGUCAGAAAGUUUAUGACUUCCUGACAGAUUGUUUCUAACCUGCACUUGGAGGUCUUCAUUUCCAUUAUAAAAACCGGAAAAGAUGUUCUCUUUAUGGAGACCUCACCAAUCAGAUUGUUUAAAAAUCUGUUUACUAUAGAAAGAAAAAACUACCCCAAAUAGAGAUCAAAAAACAUUUUACCAAAUUGGUAAUUUAUGGCUGAUUUUAUUUGGUGUGAGCAAAACAAAAGUCUCAGUCCCUUUUUGAUGCUCCAAGUUUUAUGAAGUUACAUCUUGGGGACUGUUUACUUCUUUUGUUUAUUUUUUGUGCUAAUGUUGUGCCUUCUAAGUUGUGCAUUGUGUUGUCAUGAAGUUAGUGUCUCUUAUCUAGUUGUCCCUGCAUGUAUUCAAGAGCAGCUUAAAAAUAGUUUAAUCUUAAUCUUUUUUCUGCACUGCACUCCAAUCUUAGUUCUAUAAUAGAAUGGCCUGAUUACUAUAAGCAUAACCCUGACCUCUCCACCUCCUUCAUAAGCAGGAACUUGAAGCCGUCAAACCGAUAAAGUUAUUAAAUUAGCUUUGCAGGAAUAGAAACCUAUGAGCUUUGUAUCUGUUGUAGCUGUUGACAUAUGUGCACGUUGCAGCACACUGUUAAUGGUGUUUUUAUAGAGAAGUGAAAGGUUCUAUUGUUGCUAUUGUAAAAUAUGUUGGUGUCAACUAUUGGAGCAUCAGAGAGAGAUUCAGGUCUACAGCCUGCAUAUUUAGUAUAUCAUCUUUAACUGAAAUUUAAAAACCACUAAGUUUGAUUAGGCCCCAGGGUCUUUAUGUUUGAAUUUAAAUUUUGCCCAUUGAAGUUCUAGUAAGUCAAAUAUUUCAAUUUGGUUUUAAAAAAUGAAAAAUUAGGCCUCCCUUUUAUCUCGAAUAUCCUGGCAAUUACUUUAAGAAUUGUGGCUUGUUGUAAUGCCAUUGCCCCAGAAAAUAAUCACCACUCCAAGACUCCUAGAGUUGAAGUGCUUAUCAGGAUAUUGUAGUUGUGUUACACGUUUCACCCAUUAAAUUUUUUGACCAAAAAAUCAUGGGUAGUUACUCCCAUGAUUUGCCGAUGUGUUGUUGAUGAGUGAGAUUCUGUGCUAGAAAUAUGCAUUUUAAAAUCAACCAGUAAACAAUUUGGGAAAUUAGUACUAUUUCUCAAAAUUAAAUACUUUUAAUUUCAGUUGAUAAGAAAGCACUUGCAUACACUCAAACAACCCUUCAAUUACACACUAGUAUGAAGCAUUUCAGGUCAGAAACCAAGCAUUGGGUCUUUGUGUUGGGUCUGGCUUACAUAAUUGGAAGUGGUCUAUUUUAAGGAGAUCUAAACUUCAAGUAAAUCUGGGUCAUCCUUGGUACAUUUGUUUGCCUCUUUGUGGGAGGAAUUGUUACAGGUUACAGUUUUAACUGGGCUUGUACAAAUAUUUACAAACGCAAUGUUGCUAAAAUGCUUCAAAUUUCACUAAAGGCAAUGACAUAUUACCUACUGCAUGUGUUUUCUAUAGAGUUUCUAACUAAAACUAUGAAAGGAAGCCAAAAGAAUUUCAUGCUCUGAGAAACUCUGAAAAUUUUAGAAUUUUUUUCACAUUAAAUAAGUUAAAACAGAUAAGAAUUUAAUUCUGGUGCUACUCAGUGACAGUUAUUUGGGACACAAUUGUAACAAAUUUGAAACUGCUUACUUGGUAGAUUAUAUUUACCUUCUUACCAGCCCUAAUUGGUUUAGUUAGUUAUCAUAUGGUCAGUACGUUUACCUGGCAGCUCUGCAAUAUAUUUUAAACAUCCUCACUUUUUUGUUUCCCUCUGCCACUUAUCUUCUAAGUGAGCAGAACUUGAAUGUAAAACAAAGGCAGCUUUUUUAAAAAAAAAUCAGAGCACUCGGCUACAGAAUCCUGUGACUGAUAAACCAACAGAUUCCUUGUGUAUUUCUAGGAUUACACUUAAUAAUGUACAGCAACUUCCAUAGGUCUACAUGAGACAUAUCCUAUAGAUAUUAUCUGAAUCUGAUUUCAUUGAUGACCAAAAUCCAGUAAGUUGUAUGCUUUUUCACUUUCACUUAAGAUCAUUUAGAAGUAAACCUGGUUAUCAUCCAAGCUCCUUGCAAUUGAAGUCAUACAGUACCUUAAUCUUCUUAAAGGGUAAAGCAAAUUAGCCGGGACUGGCAGAUUCAGUUAAUAUUACUAGAGUUCUUGGUUUGACUUUAGUAAUAUGACUUAACAAAUUUGAAUGUUGAGCAUUCAGUAAAGCUGAAGCAGUUCUUUGAAUUUUGUCAAAAGCCACUUUGGAUGCAGCAGUUACAUGUUUUAAUAUGUGUAUUCAAAUCUCCCACUUAUUCAGAUCUGGUUACUGCAUACUUGCAAACAACUGUUGCAAUAAAAUCAUGAGUAACAGGAAUUUUGUGUACAGAAGAUUGACAGGAAUACAGGCAGUUCAGAAAUGUAACAGUAGGUUGAAAAAAAAACUCAGUUGCGGGUGAGAACACAAAAGUCCAACGAAUGGCACAAUACUACCAAAAAAGCCUUAAAUUACAUCAUUACAGUGAUAGUGCAAAAAAAUGAACCUAUUUCAACACAGUAUUUUGAUGCUAUUAAAGUUUGAUAUAAUGCGCAGAAAUGUGUGAUAUCUUUCCCUUUACGUUCAGCAGUAACAGUCAGCAAUAAAUAUUUGGCAACAAUUAAAAUUUCCAAGCGCUUUGUGGGUUUUGUUAUAGGUUAUUUUUAUGAUGGAUUAGCUUGAUUAGCUCUUUAAAGAAGCAGACGUGAAAAAGAAACUGGUUAAUGGCACUAACCAGAGUUUAAUACUCAAAGUAUGCAGAGCUUUGUGUUGCUCUUGAUCAUAAUCUUCAUACUUAAUACAGGUAGUAAUGCUUUGUAUCAGUUUUACUUCAGAUGGAUAAUUUGGAAAUCCUCCCCACCCCCCCCAUCUUAAUUGAUGCCACUGCAUAAUAUCUGGAUUUUAAAGUACAAAAACUGGGCUGCUGGUUUUACAGCAGUCCUGUGCAACUAUCAUCCUGCUCUAAGUCUGUGCGAAUAUGCACUGAAUUGAUGACAAUAUCUGGUUACAUUCAAGCAACAUUUACAUUCCUGUUUGUAAAGCAUAGUCCAAGCCUCACUUCCAGACACGGUGUUGAGUAUUUUUCAUUUGUUAUACCUUCCAUGCCAGAAGUUAAAUUGUUCAACAAGGAAUGUUGUAUAUAUGCACACUUUUAGGACAGACCUAUAAUCAUCAUGUACCUGUAUUAUGUAAAGGCAGCCCAACACACAUCUUUCUCCCCUCUCCUAUAGUAUACAACACAACUUUUGUAAAUUUAUGCCAGCUGUUAACUUACAUAGUGAUAUCUUUCACAGAUGAACUUCCAAGUGCAUUUGAGUGUAACUUUGUUUUAAAUAUUAAGUAAAAUUAAACUGACCUGUAUGUUCUUUUAAACAUGAAAAGGAUGGUUAAACAAAAGGAUUGAAAAAUUCCAGUAACCUGAUUCCCUCCCACCUUCAAACGAGCUAAGGCCUACCCGAGUACUAUUCUCAAACUAAACAUGUAAAUCAAACAAAAGUUGGAGACGAUCUAAGUAUUGGAGCCCAGUUACUUAAUGAUAGUUAGCUCUGCUUCAUGUUAACAAAAUGCAAGUCCAUAGUGAAUUUAAAACCUUUCACACCAAAUUUGACAUCCUAGUAUGAUAGACCGUAAGACAUAGGAGUGGAAGUAAGGCCAUUCGGCGCAUCGAGUCCACUCCGUUAUUUAAUCAUAGCUGAUGGGCAUUUCAACUCCACUUCCCUGCUCUCUCCCUGUAGCCCUUGAUUCCUUUUGAGAUCGAGAAUUUAUCAGUCUCUGCCUUGAAGGCAUUUAAUGUCCCAGCCUCCACUGCACUCUGUGGCAAUGAAUUCCACAAGCCCACCACUCUGGCUGAAGAAAUGUCGUCUCAUUUCCGUUUUAAGUUUACCCCCUCUAAUUUUAAGGCUGUGCCUAUGGGUCCUAGUCUCCCCAUCUAACGGAAACAACUUCUCAGCGUCCACCCUUUCUAAGUUAUCUAGUAACAUUUAGUGCUCAACAACUUACUGCAAUUUCAUUAGUUUUCCUUCCCACUUACAAAUUUGGUAGAUUGUAAUUUGUUACUUGCAAGUCUGUGACCACCAGACUGGUCUGUCAUCCAACACAAGUGUACCUCAUUGUCUGUUAAAUCUUUUGAAUGUCCAUAAGUCGCAAAUCCCACUAUAUUAAUGUAAGUUCUAUCAUCCAGACAAAAAAAAAGUGCGUUCUUCAUCUUUCAGUUAGGAGAAAUAAGACUACAGAAACUCUUCCAAAAUACUACUGUAAGUCAUUUUAAAAUUGAUGCAACAUUGGUACAGGAACAAAUUUCUAUAAAAUAUCAAUUCUUAGAAUUCUGAACACCAAAUGUGACAGGAUCAGUCGUGUUUUAUAUUCUAACUGAUCAAAGCAGUUUGUUGCAAUUCAGUUCACUCCUAGCCCACUUGACUUGAAGGCAAAGUUUGCAAAAUGUGAAAUGCUUGCUAAUUAUUUAACCUCAUUUAAUCUCAACUCAAACAACUAAAAUUUUCCUUAGUUAUUUGUUAUUUUCUGAUAACUUCCUGGCUAAAAGUCAGCUCAUGAGAAGUAAGCAAUAAAUAAUAACCUGAAUAGUAAGCACAAUAAAAGCUAUAGUUUAAUUACUCAUCUCGAUGCCACCAAGCACAUCUGAGAUUCAAUAUUUUGCCCAGAUUUGAUUGAUUAUCCCUAUCAAUAUACCUACACAAAUAUGCCAAAUUUCUGUUGACAAGUUCUCCCCCAAAGUUAUACCAAAAUCAGUUGCAAUCAAAAUAACUGUAGACAGCUACUAAGUUGUUUACUGUCUGCAUAGGAAGAAUGGUUGCAUCAUACUGUCUUAAAAUUGAAAUAAUUUAAGGAUCAAAAAUAAUUAUUAUGCUCCCAUCCCUCCAAAUACAUGAUUAAUCUGCCAUAGUUGGAAUGUAACAAAAACAGAAGUUGCUGAAAAAAAAUUAAGUAGGUCUGCCACCAUCUGGAGAGAAAGUAGAGCUAAUGUUUCUGGUCCAAUGACUAGUCAGAAUUUAGACCUGAAACAUUAACUCUGUUUUCUCUCCACAGAUGCGGCCAGACUUGCUGAGGUUUUCAACCAAUUUUUGUUUCUGCUUCUGAUUUCCAGCAUCUGCAGCUCUCUAUUUUUUAUUAUAUAGUUGGAAUGUACUUUGAGGAACAAUGUGUAAUUCUCUUGAUUUAGUGAUUUCUACACAGCUUGUCACAAAUUUUCAACAGCUUUCCCAGUUGAUAUUUUCUAUAAGUACUGAAAUUUAGUAAAAUACUGAACAAGUGGAUAAAAUUUCAGUCUACGCAAGUUGCAUUUCUUGCCCCUUCCAUUUAGUUUUCUACCAUUUAUCACUUUUUAUCUCACCCAAGAUACAGAUUGCAUUUGCAUCUUUUGAAAUGGUACAGUCACAAGAGUUUACGCGCUAACACUGUCAGUUAUGGUGAACAUAAUCUUAUAAAAUAUUUACCUUCCGCCACUGCCCAAUUCCAGAUUAAGAACUUUCAUGCAGCACCUACAGAAACUUGCAAUAUUUGCAGCAGAACUUGAAACCAUUGUGUAGCACUGCCAGCCCACUAUAUCUUAACUUGCUGGAGCAUGCACAUCUGCCAAUUACAAAUAAAGGCCUCAGGCUACCUAGAAAAUAGUACUUCAUCUUAUGGAAGUGGGACGCCAAUACAUAGACUUAAGAGUUUUCGUCAACACUGAACUUUCAUAAAGAGACAAAUGUUUAAAAAUUAAAUCAGACUUAAUGAACCAUACCAAGAUUACAUUACUGUUCCUACCUACAGUAACUUGGCACUUGCUAUUAAAAAUUCAACUUAGAAAAUCCUAGUUUUCAAACUACACGAACAUAAAAAUAUAGUUAACUUUUUUAAAAAAUGGCUUUUGUCUCAGCAAUAGGUAAUUGAGGCAAGUGCUGAUGAUUAUAUACAGCAUAGUUAAAAACAGCAAAACUCAUUGCAUUAUAUUCCAGUGAAAGCAUCUGGAUAGUGCUAUUCUUUGUCCUUCUCUGUUCUUCCUCCUCCUAUUCCCCGCUUCCCUCCUCCUCACAAUUAGCAACUAGUAUUUUUGAUUCCAAAAGCCAGCAUUAUUUGACCGUAAAGAUCAACGCUGACCAAGGCCCUCCCGCAGUAACUGUAGGACAUGUGAGGUAGUGCCCAAGUCUAGAAUUUAGCAUAUCUAUUCAGUUAGCAACACAAUUUAACAGCAGUGGCAUACAUUUAUUGGUUGUAAUCAAAAUUGCACUGGUGUCAGUAUGGGUGCUAUUUAUAAUUUUAACAUUGUUUUAACAGAAUUAUUGAUAACCAUUUAUAGCCUGAAUCAUCAUGCUGCAAAGUGUACAAAAUGAGGCUUGUAACAAGUCUCAAAUAGAAUGCAGUGAUGGGGAAAACAGGAUAUAUCAUUUGAGGUAGACUGUCUGUUCCCAAUGAAUACUCAAUAUAUGUGUGUAAAGACUCAAUUCAUGCUGGUUCAAGCUAAUAGCACACUUGUCCCCAAGCUACCCUAAAAUUGAAAUAUUGCUUUAACUGUGUUUGUAGAUAAACCUCUUAUUUACCUCUUGUAUAAAGCAUAAAAUAAAACUUCAUUUUGUGAAAUACCGUA